AUCGUCUGCUUCGCAACAAGGCUGAAAAGGAAACUGCGCGAAGCAGCAUGGAACUCUUUCUUUCUUGUUUAAGUUAACUAAUGACUUGAAUGUUUUAAGAUAUGAUAUUUUUGUGAUGUACUGAUCAGUCUUGUGUUCUCCGGUCUCAGCGACGGGUUUUCUUCCCCUCUGUGCAAGCUGCCUGCAAGUUCUCGCGCUUUUUGGACCGUACAUUUGCGAGGAAUGACAUCGUCUAAAAUCACUAUCAAGAGCAUCGGCGUGCGACUGAACAGCCCCGCCAUCGUUGUCGUGUACGAAAUGAGCAGCGGCACGCUUCACAGGAGGACGAUGCCCGUGAGGGGCCUGUUCGAGAACUCGGACGUCAAAAGCGUAGCCGAAGCGCUGCGCGACCGGCAUUCAGCGGUUCUAAGCGGCGCGCCUCUGGUACAAGUGGAGAAGAUGUUGCGCAUUCUGCAGGAAAACAUGAAAGGGCACUCGUUGGAAGAGUGUCUGGCGAAAGUGAACGAAGAGUUCACGGUAAACCCCGACGAAGACCUGAACAAACUGGACGACGAGACGUUGCAGAGGAAGAAAGACCUGAUGAGCUUAUCUUUCGAGAAGAGUCGUAAGAAACCCGGCGACCCGGACUUUCAGUACGAUGUCGAGGAAGAUUUCGAUGUCGAAGGCGCGAUCGAGACGUCCGGAUGGGACUCCGACAAGAGCGGCGAUUUCAACUUCUGAUGCAGCUGCAACUCAAUUGGCUUUCCAAUUUUUAAUAGAUACUGUGCAUCUUUCUUUCAGUUCUUUCUUUUGUGAACGCAAGAAUAUUGCUCGUCAUUCUCAACGUGCCAAGCAGUGACUGUGCGCGCAGUGAUGCUUUUAUAAAGAUUAAGUUGUAACAAUACCUAGGCUUAUUGCUGAAAAGGAGUUGAUGCCCCUUUUCCCAUAACUUUUGUUUUUCCGCCUUUGGCGACCGAGUGAGUGUGCAUCUCAGUUUGCUGCCAGUAUUAGUUUGUAAGGCUUGGUCUAGCUGAGCCAACGGGCUGUGCUGAAGGCAGUGCGGCUUUGUAUCAAAAGAAACGAAUACGAAUUAAUGAAUCACUUGGUGAGAGAAACCCAUGUCACACAGCGGGUCAGUGCGCCGGAGCCGAUGGCGUGAGUUUGGAUCGGAUUAUGGAUAUGCCGAAAGGAACUGGCGUAAUUGUAGCUAUAGUAUAAAGGAAGUCCAGCGGUCGCUUCAGAAAAUUCAUUCGAAAUUCGUUAAAAAUAGGCAAUUUACGACAAGGAGCAAUUUUAGUCAAGGAUAAAACGGAC
Molecule: messenger RNA, 1293 nt
Organism: Dermacentor albipictus
Lineage: Eukaryota; Metazoa; Arthropoda; Arachnida; Ixodida; Ixodidae
Product: centrosomal protein of 19 kDa-like
Biological process (GO): trans-Golgi to periciliary membrane compartment transport; microtubule anchoring at centrosome
Cellular component (GO): ciliary basal body; centriole; spindle pole
Source: RefSeq, a predicted model, not a curated record